GGCUUCUAUAUGUAUUUCUCGAAUUUGAGUAAUGAUGAGGCAAAGGUGGGUCGGUUUAGAGGAAUGGAAGGCGGGAAAAUGGUGUCCAUCUCAGAGCUGGUUCAAGGUCGUCGUCCCCUCACCGCUACAUCCACUCUUCACUCUCCUCCCUCUACUUCGUCUCACACACCUCCCAUUUCCUCUUCAUCUUCCUUCCCAAACUCCAAUCUUCCUCCAUCUACCCCGGCAGGCGGUGUCACUGCCCCAAGAAUCCUCACCCCUCUCAACCACCCUUCAUAUCUCAUCGGAACCCUAGCCCUACCUUCCUACCUCCAUUCAACCCCUGCUCUUCCUUGUUGCUCCCACAGCACCUGCUUUGUCUUCUCCGAUGCUUCCUCCACUGUUUGCUGUGAUGUUCUCCAUCUUGAUCUUCGAAUCAUUGGCAACAGAAUCCGCGUUCUUUCCUGGAACUUCAUUCCUUCCAAGUGCGGCGGCUUCCUGGAGAUUAUUAGAUGGAGUUUCCUGGAUUCUACUGCUAGACUCAGUCGUUGUUCCAAUUUAGAUGCAUUUCCGUUGGUUUUGGGUUCUUCCUCUGAUUCUAAAGACGGUUCCAAGGGUCGUUAUAGCCUUCGCGGUGUAUUAGAGUCGGUCAGCCCUGUUUCAGUCAUCCCUUGUUCAGUUGUGACUCGUACUUCUAAAAGUGGUUCUGGUACAAAUUUUAGCACUCCAAGCAAUUUACGUGGAUUUCUUGCGCAGAUUAUGGUUUGUGAGUGCGAAUUAUGUUGUUCCAAAGAGGGGUUAAUGUCUUUGGACGAUCCACGUAAAGGGUUAAGGGGCCAUUGUUUUACUAAACCUCAGAUUCUUUACUUUUGUGGGUCUGGCUCAUCUUGGCAUCCAUUAUUUACAAAGCUUAUUGGAAAUGUUAUUUGUAUAUCACAUUUGAAGAAGAAGUUAGUUUUCAUUGGAAAGGAAGAAUCUCAGCUCAUGUAUGUAACCACAGGGAAGACUGUGCUCCGAGUGUUGAGCAUGGCCAAUCAAGAGCUUCCGCAUAAAGAGGCUGUAAUUAAGGGGAUGGGUGAAUGUGGCCUUUAUUCCGGCAUUAUAACAGGGAUAUACAUGCAAGGAAUGGUUAUAAAUUUGGAUGAACGAGUGUGGCUUUUGAUAACAGAUAGACUACUUAAUCCACCGCAUAGUCUUAGGGUGGGCGCACUAAUAUCCGUCAGAAAUAUCCACUUUCUGAAUCCAAAAUUUUCUUGGACAGAAAUGCUUAUACUUGGGUCUUGCUUUAAGACUAGCAUUAUUGUAGAAUGCUUCUCUCCAUUGGAAACUGGCUGCCAUAAGGUUUCACAAUCUCAGAGCCUGUUGGGGAAGUUUAUUGACUCAUUAGCAUUUUCUGCCAGACUAUGGGUGUUGCUUGUUGUUUCGUGUUUCAGGAAAAAGUUCUGUGGAAUACUAACAGAGAAGGAGAUUUUAGGAUCAAAACAUAGGGAAGGAUUGGUUCAGGUGUUUGCUAGGUCACAUUUACCUUCAUCAGUGUUUCAAUAUCGGUAUGGUGUAUUCAUGGAAUUCUGUAAGCAUGACUCAUGUGGCUGUGGGACUGAACCAAAUUAUGAUCAGCUAAAAUUGGUGGCACCCAUCUCUAAUCUUGUCCACCAUUGUGAAGCCAUGUGGAUGAAAAACCAAUUAGAAGGUGAUUGUGAAACAAUGGUCAACAACAACGAAUUUAGCCAGCUGUCCUGUGGAGGGAGAUCUCAUGGCCUUCCAAUUACAAGGAUUUUGCCUAGUGAAGCAAUAGGUGUUAUUUUGCUUGGAAGUUUAAAGAUUUCUCCUUCUGGAAGACUGCAAUUGAUUGACGCCACAGGCUGCAUUGACGUUGUUAUACCAGAUCUUCCAUCAGAUUGCAAUAGCAACAGCAUAUAUGAGGUAAAUGACUACAGUCUUGUUAUGGAAGGCAUGCCUGAUCACUUGGAUCAUUUUGGAUUAGUUGAAAUGGAGCCGUUCUCAUGCAGAAGUAUCUUCGAGAGUUCUCCAUUAGUGAGAGAGAUAAGUUUAACAAUGUAUGUUUACUUUCAUUUGCGAAAAUCAAGCCUUCAAAAAUUUCUUGUCCAUCCCCAUAUGAAUUUGAAGGAUAAUCUUAAGGAACCUGAAGAUGGAAGAUUUCAUAUGCUCCAUGUAACACACAAGUUUCCUGUGCUACAAAAGUUUCAAAAAGAUCAAGUUGUUUCAGAUGGAUUGAGCAUGCUUGUUGAGGCUGUGGUCUUGCCUUGGGAUUUGUUUCUUUCUGGGAAAAAUCCAACUAAGGUUUCCAAGGACCAGAAAAAGGAACCUAUGGAACUUUAUAACAGUAGAAACUACCAUGAGUAUGUUUCUUUCAAGAGAUGCAAAAUUGAUCAUGCAUCAAGCCGACUAUUGAGCUCAGGCUUAACAGAUAAGUCAAGUGUUGCUGGUAUGGGAUUGUGUGGUCAUCUGAGUGAUUGUUCUAGUGCUAAUAAACAAUAUCCAGUUGAAAUUCCAUGUCUGGCUUGCUGUAGAAGUGGCUGCCUUGUUAGUUCAGGAUCAUUGUAUUGCACAGAGGCUGCUUUAAAGUUUGGUGCUGGCUGCAAUCUGGGUGCACUAAAAGUAUUGCUAGAGUUCAAGUCAGAAAGUUUUUUCAAGUAUCAGUUGUUGCAAAUUGGAGGUUAUUACAUCACAAAGCACCAGAACAAAGAUCUUUUCUGCAAUCAUAGAGACUUUGAUUAUGUCAGAGGUGGUAAAUUUCUUAUUACCUCUGGAACAACUAUUUGGAGCUUGUCAUUCUCCUAUGAUGAGAUUUUCCACUAUACUGAUCCAUCAUUUGAUCCAGCAUUAGUCACUUGUCCUCUCCACAAUUCUCAGCAGACUGAACUAUUACUCCAGAGGUCCACUGAUAAUUGUCAUGAAAUGUGUUCAGAUAUUCAUCUCCAUCUCCCUGCUGAUUUAAAAAAUGAAUUGGAUGUGGAUUUUACGGUAUUAGAAAAAGAUCUGAUCAAGACAGCUCCAAAACUGGAAGAGGUUGCUAAUGUUCCUCUAUGCAUUGAAACAGCAAUGACUGCAUCAAUGCAAUCUUUUCAAACUGAUGAUUCUGCUUUCCUUUUGCCUGAGGGGAAUCUAGUGUCUCUACAGGGACAGGUCUUAGCUGUUCAUAAUCUCAACCACACUUCUCUUGAUGCACACUCGAGCAAUGAAAAUUAUGGUGAUGUUCGGCAGUUGAGACUCUCUAGGGGAGUGACAUGGAGCACGUGUAUUCAUGUCUUGAUGGACCAUCACAUUGUGAGCAUUUUUGGUGGCCUAAGUGAGCAUGCUUAUCCUACUGGAUUUGGAUCCGGGGUAGUUGCAACUUUUCAUCGAAUUCUAGAAUUGGGUGGGCAGAAUAGAUUGAUGUUGACACCUGUAUCAUUUAUUGCAAUCAACUCCAUGAAGCUAAACAAUGACCAAUACAAUGCUGAGUGUUCAAAUCCAGUUAAUGUUUCAGAGUUAUACAAUUUUGUCCCUCUAGAUGCAGUUUCUUCUUGUUUGAUCUCUGAGUUGAUUCAGUGCUUGGAGUGUAAGCCAAUGCAAUUUCACUGUAGGAUUGUGGCUGUCCAUUUUCUGGUGCUGGAGAAGAAUAGAAAAUCACAACCAAAAGUCCCCUGCAGGCUAUCUGUUGAUAUUCCACUUGCCAGUUUUGUAUUGGAUGAUGGGUCGUCCUCAUGUUGUUGCUGGGCUAAUGCUGAAAGAGCUGCAACCUUGCUAAGGCUACAUGAAGAAUUCCCAUUGAAAGCAUUUGGAAGCAGUAGCUGGAAAUUAAAGGGGAUUGGUAUAGACAAUGCCUGCAGGACCACUAUUUAUCAUCUGGACAAACUCUUAAAGAAGCAUGGAAGAAUUACUGUGAAAAACUACGGAUCUAUAUCUGAUUCUUCUAGUCAAGAUCUUAUGUUUUCUGUUGGUUCAAAUGAUCUCUUGAGCAGUUCAGAUGAGAACCUCCUCAAAUUCAUAAUCCUUAAUGCCUGCAUUGGAACAUUUUGGACUAUUAUUGGCGAUGUGAUGGAUUCUGAAGCUGUAGGGCAGUUGGAGGAACAUGUUCCAAAGAUGGGGAUGACAAUGCAUUCAAUGCAAAGUAUAUGGGCUAAAGAAGUUAGCUAUGUAAACCCUCUCACGGAGGCCAGGAAUAUGGUUGAAGAACUUCUAAACAGGUAAACAGCAGCGGGAUGUGCUUAAAGACUUUGUUUGGGCAACAUUUUUUACAAAUCAUGGCUGUUUCUCAAAAGCUACACCUGUUUAGCUGCCUGGGCUUCAUAGAUCUUCAGUUUUGGGUGCUACAUGUGGGUUAUAGGAUGCACUAGAAUUUUUCCAUUAGCAAGCGAGAGGAGACACCAGUUGGCCAGGUGGAAGAUGAAUAAUGGAAGUUGUAUUGUGUCAAAAUGUGGGACAAAAAUUGAAUUGUCAAGACUUCUCUCUGUGGACUGAAUAAUGAGGAGAGCAUGAUGGAUGUUUUAAUUAAAAAUUCAAGGAAAAAAAAGGCCAUGGUGGGAUCGGCCAUGAGGGUGGGUGUAGUUUAAAGGCAUUAAAGCCCGAGCCAGACGCCCAAGCUGGCGCAACAGCCAACGGGCAACAGCCAACAUAGAGGUAAAUUCUGCUCCCCUUAGUCAUGAUGUACGGUACCAUUGCAACGCUUAUCAAGCUGGAAUUUCAUUUUCUUAUUAUUCUAUUAAUAUUAUAUUAGACAGUGGUGUUUAAGCAUUUCAAACUUAAAAAGUGAGGGUAAUUUCUAGCCAUUUCCAACAACUAAAAAAAAGGGGAAACCGCAUAUCCAAAAGUCAAAGGUUGUUUUCCAUGGCUCCUAACAGUAACAGAAACAGUCUGAAAAAGCUCACGGGGAGACCAUUUGAAAAAAGGGCUUUUAUCUAGGGUUUGGACCCUCCAAGAUUCCCACCUUUUCUGCCUACUUUCACAGUUUCACAUUUGUUGGCCCUACGGUCCUAGUUUUCUUUAGUAUAACAUAACCAAAUAAAGGAAAAGAGGGGCCACCUUUUUACCUUAGAGUCCUGUAGAUCUACCCUCAUUUGUUGCUCUUUAUUUGAAUUCCUUACGCUGUCAAGUGCAGAUAUGCCACUUUGCUCUCUCCCCCCAUUGUUUUGAUGAUCUUGGGGAAAUUUUCUUGUGUUUCUAUUUCUAAACAGAUAUUUCGACGUUAUCAAAAUGCAUUUCGUUUUUUGGCCUCUCAUUCUUCUGUUGUGUGUACCACCUUCUCUGUUGAAGGCACUCUCAUCCGGUCAUGCUCCAUAAUGCACCCCCUCUGCAUUCGACCUCAACCUACAAAAACCUUUUGUCUCCCGGACCCCAAAGCUCUUAUUGGCAACUCUAGAAGGAGUCUCAAUCUGGGCCUUCUCUGAAAUGUCAAUGCCACUGGAUCAACUGCAACAGCCGCCGCCAUCAUUAUCUUACACUCGUUACUCAAGGCAUGGAUCAGUUGGUCCCGUCAUCGCUGUUCUCGCUGUCAUCGCAAUCUUAGGUACUCUCGCUGCUAUAGUCGGACGACUCUGCUCAGGAAGGAGAAUCAUGGGCCAUGGCCAAUACGAUAUUGAAAGUUGGUUGGAGGAAAAAUGCUCAUCUUGCAUUGAUGGAAGAGUCAAUCCACCACCACUGCCCAGUGCUGACAUAUCCGCUGGCUCCGUUCCACUAUCAAUUCCAAUCCAUACCCAAGAAGAAACUAAGCCGGACGAGCCAUCUUCUCAAAACCCACGUCCAAAAGGUGGUUCUUGAAAUGGGGUUUUCCAUGAUACAGUGAUAUCUUCUGCUUCGGUCCUGUUUCCUUUCUCAUCUUUUUGCCAGGGUACGUGUCGUGAGCGCGGGCCGCAUUUGAAGAAUGGAUUUUCCAUUGAUGAAAAGUGACUGAAAUGUUGAACUAUUUUUGCAUUUUUCUUUUCAUCGCCUCUGUUACAUUCCCAUAUUGUGGGACUUGGAAGAACUAUUUUCAACGAAUUUUCUCUCUUUAAAUA
Molecule: messenger RNA, 5975 nt
Organism: Vitis vinifera (wine grape)
Lineage: Eukaryota; Viridiplantae; Streptophyta; Magnoliopsida; Vitales; Vitaceae
Product: CST complex subunit CTC1
Exons: 17
Coding region: 10-4173 (1387 amino acids)
Biological process (GO): telomere maintenance via telomere lengthening; positive regulation of DNA replication
Cellular component (GO): CST complex
Molecular function (GO): telomeric repeat DNA binding; single-stranded DNA binding
Source: RefSeq, a predicted model, not a curated record